UACAUGAUGUACAAAGCGCAGAAAAUUUUACUACAAGCAGUUGAAGUCGAGCGAUCGAUCGACGGAACAGAAACUAACUAUGUCGAAGUCCGUAAAGAAACUUGUAGAGGAAACUAAAGAACAAGGUUAUACAGAGUUAGAACUCUGUGACAAAAGCUUGUCUUCUAUAGCAGACAUCCCUGGAUUGAGUAAGUGCACAGGCCAUUCUUACUUGGUAUUCUCUAGGGUGAAUCGACUAAGUUCCCUGCCCAGAGGUUUGGGGACGGCUUCUGGUUUGGAAAUCCUGGAUUUAACAUACAACAAUCUCAACGAAAAGUCACUACCAGGAAACUUUUCUGUUAUGAAACAAUUACGAGCUCUCUACCUUGGAGACAAUGACUUUGAAACCUUACCUCCUGAGAUAGGAGAGCUUAGAAAUCUUCAAGUGCUUGUGUUAAGAGAUAACGAUCUAAUUGAAUUACCAAAAGCUCUUGGAAACCUUGUACGGCUGAAGGAACUCCAUCUUCAGAACAACAGACUUACUGCCCUACCUCCAGAGCUAGGUGAGCUUGACAUGGCCAACCCUCGGCAUUUGUUCAAAGCAGAAGGCAAUGCAUGGAUACAGCAGCUUGAAGAUCAAAUUGUUCUGGGUCCUUCACAUGUGUUUGAGUACAUCAAAACUGAUGGAUACAAAAGUUUGUAUGAGCGUCACAUUACAUCAGGUGCAGCUCCUCCACCAAAGAAAGAAAAAGAGAAGACAAUGAAGAGAAGCAGAAGAAAGUGAUGUCUCUAGCAUACCUUAGUAAAUUCUGGUCGUGCCUGUUAUGGUGUUUUUCGACCUUAUGGAUUCUAAUAUAAUUUUUACAAACCAAGGAGUUUGAACUUCAAGGUGCUUGACAUUUUGCGAAACAGCUGUUGAUGUUGGUGAAGCUGGUAUCUGAAUGCAGCAAUCAACCCCAUCCUUUCCCUCCACAGAUUUAAUUUCCAAAUGAGGACACUAUGUAAAGUCUUACAAUUUAAUGUAGCAAAUUAUUGGUGUAAAGAAACAAAAAUACUUAUGUUUUUACAAUAGAUAGUGUUUUUUCAAUAUAUAAAUACAACUUCUCAAACUGUAUAAUAUGUAUUAUGGUCUGCAGCUAAAUAAUAUUACAUGUAAGAUAAAUGUUUUCUGCAGUUUGUGUAAACUUUAGCAGUGGAAAGGUCGGAACAUCAAGACCAAUAAAUAUGAUUAUUUUCUUAAAAUAGCAACAUUUUUUAUUUCAAAGUGAAUAAACAUUCAAAUACUUAAAACAAAGUACAAUAAUAAUUAUUAUUAUUCUGCUAUCGGUGUUGACUUUUUUGAAGGUUAGCAAUAGCAACAUUUUUAUUUGCUUAUUUCAAACUUACUAACAAAAGUGAGGAAACAUCAAAAGUAGAAGGAGUCUGUGGUUAAGCAACUUAUGACAAAAACUGUAAUUCUGGUUGUCAGGUCUCAGUGAAGAGAUUCCAGCUAAAAUAUAUUUUGUACUUGUUGCAAAUCCAAAUAUAUUAAAAAUACAAAUAGCACACAACAA
Orbicella faveolata is the source of this 1532-nucleotide messenger RNA. Its product is annotated as ras suppressor protein 1-like. The record is from RefSeq and is a predicted model, not a curated record. Gene Ontology annotation, molecular function: protein binding. NCBI's taxonomy places the organism in Eukaryota, Metazoa, Cnidaria, Anthozoa, Scleractinia, Merulinidae. Gene Ontology annotation, cellular component: cytoplasm.